AUGUAUACUCGUCAAUCUACUAAUCAAUUGCCUUUAGAUCUGUUUCCUGGAGGCGAUGAAUUGGCUAUUAACGCUACACAUUUCACUAAUGAAAUAUUGAUUCAAUUGAGAUUUAAUGGUGAAUUGGAUACUACUUAUGAGGUAUCACAGAAAGGUUUGAACACUAACAGCGUUAUUCAAAGACCAAUAGCUAGUCCAUCAUUCUUGAACAAUGAAGAUGAUGAAGAUACAAUCACCGAUUACCUAUCGGAUUAUCAAGUUAUUACAAAAUUGGGUAAUAGCAACAACAUGAAACUACCUGUAAUUUGCACUCAGAUUGCUGAAUUAUACAAUAAAGUUAUAUUAUCAAAUCAAAAUGAUAUUUCAAAUAAAAAUUUAUUAAUAACUCUUUCAAGUAAAUUAUGGAAGGAUAAUGAUAACGACAACAACAACAACAAUAAUAAUGAUUUUGAUAAAUUAAUAUUUGUUCUUAAAUGUAUAAAAGAUAUGUACAAUUAA
Messenger RNA from Vanderwaltozyma polyspora DSM 70294, 498 nucleotides. It is a transcript of the gene IRC25, whose product is annotated as Irc25p. The coding region runs from base 1 to 498 and encodes 165 amino acids. Lineage: Eukaryota; Fungi; Ascomycota; Saccharomycetes; Saccharomycetales; Saccharomycetaceae. The record is from RefSeq and is a predicted model, not a curated record. The transcript has a single exon.